CUUUUCUUUUCUUUUGUUGAUUGCUGGGAGUUUUUGGGUCGCGUGAUUUGGUAUUGUUUUUGGUUUCUUUGUUGUUUUUUUAUUCCUUUUCUUUAAUUUCCAUUCUUUUCUUCGUUGUUUUUUUUUAAUUGAGUGAAUCAACACAUGCAUGAGAUCCCAAUUGAGAUAAAAGGCAACAACUCAAUUUCCUUAACCCAUGAGGAAGGGUUCUCGACCAAACAGAAAAAGGAACGGGAAUUAAUCACUUUCUUUCUACUCUUAUCUUCUGUUCCCAACACCUCAAAUAUUGAUUAUAUGAAGAAUUUCGUUCAUACAUGAGUUCAAAAUGAAGGAUUAGUGAGAAAGGGGGUUUUGGGGUUUGAGAUAGAUUUGUGACCAAAAGGGGAAAAGGAUAGAAACUGAGCAAAAUAUUGUUAGGAAUGGGUUCCAAUUUUAAUGAGAGGAAUGCAAAAACAGAUUUUUUCCCCUUGUUGCAGGUUCAUCAAAGAUUAUGGAAGAAGUAAUGAUGGAUGUGGAUGGAUAUGAUGAGCAGCAGAUUAUGCCUGAUGCCGUUCCAUUUGCUAGAAGCUAUCAACUUGAAGCAUUGGAUAAAGCAAUUCAUGAAAAUACCAUAGUGUACUUGGAGACUGGAUCUGGAAAGACUUUGAUAGCCAUCAUGCUUCUAAGAAGUUACGCUUAUCACCUCCGAAAGCCUUCUCCUUACAUUGCUGUUUUUUUGGUUCCCAAAGUUGUAUUGGUUGAACAACAAGCUAAUGCCUUGAGAAAUCACACCGAUUUGAAAGUUGGAAUGUUUUGGGGAGACAUGGGUGUCGACUGUUGGGAUGGAGAUAUGUGGAAAGGAGAGAUGGAGAAACAUGAGGUGCUUGUCAUGACUCCUGCAAUAUUACUUUCUUGCUUGAGGCAUAGCUUUAUCAAACUGAAAAUGAUAAAGGUUUUAAUAAUGGAUGAAUGCCAUCAUGCUGCCGGCAAACAUCCGUAUGCUUGUAUCAUGACUGAAUUUUAUCAUCAUCAAUUAAGAUCUGGUAUCACCGAGCUUCCUCGAAUAUUUGGUAUGACUGCAUCACCAAUUAAGUCGAAAGCUGCGAAUUCUGAAGCGACCCUGUCAAAAGAUAUUCGGAAACUAAUGACUCUAAUGCAUUCAAAGGUUUAUACAUGUGUAAGUGAUGCUGUCAUCUCACAGUUUAUACCAAUGUCUACCCCAAAAUUCCGGUAUUAUAUGGACAGUGUAAUUUCCGAUUCGCUAUUCAAAGAAUUAGCCAAAAAACUCGAUGCGUUAAAACAACAGCAUGAGCUAGACGUCACAAAUUCAGAUUUCACAAAAUCAGCUGUCGAAUCUGCACAUAAAAAAUUAUCAAAGAUUUUUAAUGCCUCAUUAUUUUGCUUGGAAGAGCUUGGUGUUUGGUUUGCUCUGAAGGCUGUGGAGUCGUUAUCUUCCAUUGAAAUUGAAACUUUCAAAUGGGGCAACUCGGGGGAUCAAAUUGUGAAAAACUUUGUUUCGGCUACUACGCUGACACUGCAAAGUCACGUACCAUCUGAUCCUCAAUGGACUAUUGGUGACGAUAUGAACUCCGAUGUAGAAAUAGGACUAUUGACCUCCAAAGUGUCCUGUCUUAUUGACUGUCUACUCGAGUACAAGGACUUAACUGAAAUGAGAUGCAUAGUUUUUGUGGAAAGGGUCAUUGCUGCUAUGGUCCUCGAGGUUCUAUUGAACACUGUGCUUCCAAAAUACAAUAGCUGGAGGACUAACUAUAUUGCAGGAAACGGUAGUAAAUUACAAAACCAGUCUAGGAAAAGUCAAAAUGAAAUUGUGGACGAAUUUCGCAUGGGAUUGGUCAACGUCAUUGUUGCGACAUCAAUUCUUGAAGAGGGGUUAGAUGUUCAAAGUUGCAAUUUGGUUAUUAGAUUUGACCCAUCUCCUACCGUGUGCAGUUUUGUACAGUCCCGAGGUCGUGCCAGAAUGCAAAAUUCAGAUUACAUAUUGAUGGUUAAGAGCGGCGAUUCAGUUACACAUUCUCGAUUAGAGAAAUACCUUGCUGGCGGGGAAAUGAUGAGGAAGAAGUCUUUGCAUUAUUCUUCCCUUCCAUGUGAGCGUCUUGAAAGUGAUCAAUUUCAUGACCAAACUUAUCGUGUUGCUACCACUGAAGCUGUUGUUAAUCUUAGUUCGAGCAUUACUUUGAUAUACUUAUAUUGCUCACGGCUCCCUUCAGAUGGGUACUUUAAACCAACUCCGAGGUGGGACAAACAGAAAGGAAUAUUGUAUCUUCCCAAGAGCUGUCCUAUACAGCCUAUUCAUGUACAAGGUGAUACAAAGUUCUUAAAGAAUAUUGCAUGCCUUGAAGCAUGCAAACAACUUCAUAAUAUUGGAGCGUUGACAGAUUAUCUCGUUCCGUCUAUUGUCGUUGAAGAAGCGGAGGUGGAGGAAUUUGGGAAUGAACCAUAUGAUGAAGAACAACCAAGUUAUAUACCAUCUGAAUUGGUGAAUCACGUGUCGAACAGUAGUAACACAAUCUACUAUUGUUAUUUAAUAGAGAUAAAACAAAAUUUUAGCUAUGAUAUCAAUGUGCAAGACAUUUUCCUUGCAACUAGAGUCAAGCUUGAUCCAGAAAUCGGAUGCAUGCAAUUUGACAUGUGUUUCGAUAAAGGUAGCUUGUCUGUAAAAUUGAAAUACAAAGGAAGCAUUAAACUCUCAUCGGAUCAGGUUCUUUUGUGUAAAAGAUUCCAAGUUAAUGUCCUUGGAAUUCUUAUGAAAUAUAAAACGGAUAAGGAAACUCUUUUAGACAAAUGUUGUUUGGAAGAUGAUCUUGAGAUUGAUUAUCUUCUUCUACCAUCUAUUGUAAUAGAUGAAACACCAGCUGUUGAUUGGUUAACCAUUAAAUCCGUACAUCCAUCUAAAAUCGGGUGUCAGCAUCAUGAAACCACUAUAUGGACCGCAAACGGUUUAGUUUGCGGUUGCAUAUUGCGAAAUGCUUUGGUUUGUACUCCACAUAAUGGCCGUACUUACAUCACCACUAAUAUAAUGGAAUUGGACGGAAACUCGCCUCUAGAAGUAGGGGAUGGUGAAGUUACUACAUACAAGAAAUACUUUGGACAGAAGCAUGGCAUUCGAUUACAUUUUGAACAUCAACGCCUACUUAAAGCAAGACACGUUUUUCCUGUAAAAAAUUAUUGUCAUGGACGCAGACAAGCGAAAGAAAGAGAUGUGAGCAACACCUUUGUAGAAUUACCUCCUGAAUUAUGCUCUAUAAUCAUGUCACCAAUUUCCAUUGAUACACUUUAUUCAUUUUUAUUUAUUCCAUCAAUCAUGCAUAGACUUGAGUCAUUGCUUGUCGCUUUUAACUUCAAAAAGAUGCAUUUGGAUCAUUGUCCGCAAAACAGGAUUCAAACAUCCAAGAUCUUGGAAGCAAUGACCACAAAGUCAUGCAAGGAGACCUUUCAUUGUAAGUCACUAGCAACACUCGGGGAUUCUUUUUUAAAAUAUGCCGUUAGUCAACAGCUUUUUAGCACGUAUCAAAAUCACCACGAGGGUCUUCUUAGUGUGAAGAGGAAGAAGAUCAUUUGUAAUGCUGCUCUUUGUAAGUUAGGUUGCGGUUCUAGAAUUCCGGGCUUCAUACGGAAUGAACCUUUUGAUCCUAAGACAUGGACCAUUCCCGGAUAUAAAUCAAGCGGUUUUAAAUUAGAAGAGACUGUUUUCAAGGGAACAAAAAUUUAUACUAGUGGAAAUAAAAAAUUGAAACGUAAAGUUGUUGCUGAUGUUGUUGAAGCACUAAUUGGUGCCUUCCUUAGCACUGGUGGUGAGACGGCUGCGUUGUUGUUUAUGGAUUGGAUUGGUAUCAAAGUGAAUUUUAAUAUUGCACUUUAUGAGAGGCAAUUCUGUACUUGUCCCGAGAAUAUAGUUAAUGUCGUCCUUCUAGAAUCCCUGUUGAAGUACUCGUUUAGGGACCGUUCUCUUUUAGUAGAAGCUAUGACACACGGUUCUUACAUGUUGCCUGACGUUCCUAGAUGCUAUCAGCGACUGGAAUAUUUAGGAGACUCGGUGCUAGAUUAUCUCAUUACUAUGCAUAUGUAUACAAAAUAUCCUGGCAUGUCACCCAGGCAGUUAACUGAUAUGAGGGCAGCCUCCGUGAAUAAUGACUGUUAUGCAAGGUCUGCCAUAAAAGUUCAUUUGCAUAAACAUGUACUUCAUACAUCUCAAGAGUUACAUAAACAUAUUGUAGCCACACUUUGUAAAUAUGACGAACUUUCUUCAUCGUCAACUUUUGGAUGGGAGUCCGAGGCAUCAUUCCCCAAGGUACUUGGAGACAUUAUAGAAUCUCUAGCUGGUGCUAUACUUGUUGAUUCAGGAUACAACAAAGAGAUUGUGUGGCAAAGCAUAAGGCCUCUUUUGGAACCCCUUGUGACACCUGAUACAUUAACAGUCCAUCCCAUAAGAGAAUUAACUGAACUGUGUCCGAAAAUGAAAUAUACUAUGGACAAGACCUUGUCUCGGAACGACGGUGUUACUAGUUGUAAAAUCGAGGUAAUUGUGGAUGGAGUAGUUCAUCAGCACGAGUACAAAGGUUCUACCAACAAGAAAACAGCCACAAGGCUAGCUUGUAAGGGUGUUUUGAAUUCCUUGCGGUUGAAGGAAACACAAGACAAGUGAUAUACAUGACUUGUGUAUAUCUUAGGAAUUAUCAAAUGUUACAAAUAAUUUAAUCACAUUUAUAAGGUAAUUACAAAACAAAUAGAUACACGACGGAAUUUUACAAUUGUAUUGAAUGUUUACAAAACUCAAAAUAAAACAAUUACAGUCUCCAAAA
This is a messenger RNA of Trifolium pratense (red clover), 4799 nucleotides long. Its product is annotated as endoribonuclease Dicer homolog 2-like. Gene Ontology annotation, molecular function: RNA binding; protein binding; ribonuclease III activity. The record is from RefSeq and is a predicted model, not a curated record. The transcript has 22 exons. The coding region runs from base 491 to 4642 and encodes 1383 amino acids. Gene Ontology annotation, cellular component: cytoplasm; nucleus. Gene Ontology annotation, biological process: siRNA processing. Lineage: Eukaryota; Viridiplantae; Streptophyta; Magnoliopsida; Fabales; Fabaceae.